AUGUCCACAAUCAAAGACAUUCAUGGCCAUAAGCAGGAGCAGAAUAUUGAGCAGAAUAUUGGCCAUGAGCAAUCACCCUCUCCCUCAAUUUCCACCCCUUUUAGUCUCAAUCAUUCCCCUGACCUCGACGAUCAAACGCUCUCUGAAGAACCUAAAACCCUUCCAUCCCGCAAACCACGUCGUUUCUUUAGAAGGAUACACGGUUGGUCAUGGCAGGCGUGGCCAAUAGCAAUGGGCACAGGCGCUGUAUUUGUUCUCAUGUCUAACCUUUACAAUCCACCGGAGUGGGUCGUGUAUCCAGAGCUCUUCUUCUUCUUCUUUGUUUGCGCGCUUUUUCUCCUUAAUGUCACUCUCCUUGUCUCACAAGCUAUACUAUUCCCCUCACAGUCUUUGAGACUCGUUAGGGACCCUGUAAAAGGUGUUUUUGUCCCGCUAAUCGUGCUAUCCUUUGCCACAAUAGUGAUUGGAAUCUCACAGUACGGCGUUAAAGACUUCGGUGUCGUCACUCCCGAAGCCCUCGUCGUCCUCUUCUGGAUCUACCUUGCCAUGGCGAAUUUAGUCUGCAUCCCCAUGCUCCUCGUCUGGUUCAACUGCGAGCACUCCGGAACAAUUACCAGCUUCACUCCCGCUUAUAUGUUCCUCGUCUUUCCUUUGAUGUUGACGGGCGUCGUCGGUUUCAAUUGUCUCAGCGAUAUUGACAAAGGAAGCAACGAUGCGCUGAUAAUAUUGCUUGUUUCGUACGUCUUCCAAGGUCUAGGUACACUUAUCACCUUCAUGUACCUCGCAAUUUUCUGCCUGCGGAUAAUCACGACAGGUUUCAUGGAGGGACAUCAAGCGAACGGGGCGUUUGUAGCAGCGGGUCCGCCGGGUUUUACGGCCCUUGCCCUGCUCAAACUGGGAGAGGAAGCGCGAGAGAUAUUCCCCCAAGUAACCACAUUCACCCCGCUUGCCGGGGAAAUAUUCUACAACGUCGGCAUCCUCGCUGCCACAAUGCUGCUGGGUUGUGCGUGGUUCUUCUUUCUGAUGGCAGCUAUUCCGUGGCCUUUCAAAGUGCACUACCAUUCCACGGAGGUGCUCGGCAUGUGGGCCCUCACUUUCCCGCUCGUCGGCAUGAUAUCUACGUUUAAGGUGCUCGGGGAUAUUUUUGAGUGUCGCUUCUUGCACGUCGUGCACGCUAUCUUCACCGUCGCUAUUCUUCUCGUGUGGUGCGCGCUGAUGGCUGCCACUAUCACUGCUUUCUGUCGCGGUAAAAUCUUCAAAUCUCCCACUGAGGACGUCCUUUCGGAUACUAAGACCACUUUCGCUCCCAUUACCACUAAAAAGAGAGAACACAAGAAGAGCAGACAUGCGGCCAAGCGAUUCGAUGUUGCUCCGCAUAUCGUCUGA
Molecule: messenger RNA, 1386 nt
Organism: Wallemia ichthyophaga EXF-994
Lineage: Eukaryota; Fungi; Basidiomycota; Wallemiomycetes; Wallemiales; Wallemiaceae
Product: Sulfite efflux pump SSU1
Exons: 7
Coding region: 1-1386 (461 amino acids)
Biological process (GO): malate transmembrane transport
Cellular component (GO): membrane
Molecular function (GO): malate transmembrane transporter activity
Source: RefSeq, a predicted model, not a curated record